GUCCCGGGACAGGACGAUGUCCCAGGACAGGACGAUGUCCCGGGACAGGACGAUGUCCCGGCAGGAGCCGCCACCAGCCCGCGCCGGUGCUGACUCAGCGCGUCCCGCAGCACCACGUGAAGCCGGGGGCAGCCCCCGCGUCCCCCUCCUUGUCCCCUCCUUCCCUCCAGCCCAUCCAAACCCCGAUGCUUGCCAAAAUUUUCCGGCUGCCUCCAAACUUCCUCAAUCCGGCCGCAUAAAAAGGCAGCGGCUCCCGCAGGCCCCGUCCCGGCGCUGCCACCGACGGCUCCGCGCUCGCAUCCAGCUGGUCCCCAGGACGUGGUGGCCCGUGCUGCUGGCCCUGCUGGUCCCCAGGAUGAGGUGGCCCGUGCUGCUGGCCCUGCUGGUCCCCACGGCGCUGGCCCAGCCGCACCCGCAGCGGGAGCUGGACGCGCAGUGGGACCUGUGGAAGAAAACCCACCACAAGCAGUACAACGGCCAGGCAGACGAGGUGACGCGGAGGCUGAUUUGGGAGAAGAACCUCAAAUACAUCAACACCCACAACCUGGAGCACUCCCUGGGCGUCCACACCUUCGAGCUGGCCAUGAACCACCUGGGUGACAUGACCAGCGAGGAGGUGGUGAGGACGAUGACCGGGCUGAAGGUGCCCCGUGGUCACCAACGCCACAACGAGACACUCUUUGUCCCCGACUGGAGCGAGAGAGCCCCGGCUGCCAUGGACUGGCGCAAGAAAGGCUACGUGACCCCUGUCAAGAACCAGGGCCAGUGUGGCUCGUGCUGGGCUUUCAGCUCGGUGGGCGCCCUGGAGGGGCAGCUGAAGAGGAAAACAGGCAAACUGCUGUCCCUCAGCCCCCAAAACCUGGUGGACUGCGUGGCCAACAACGACGGCUGCGGCGGCGGGUACAUGACCAACGCCUUCGAGUACGUCCGGCAGAACCGCGGCAUCGACUCCGAGGACUCCUACCCCUACAUCGGCCAGGACGAGAGCUGCAUGUACAGCCCCACGGGGAAGGCGGCCAAGUGCCGCGGCUACCGCGAGAUUCCCGAGGGCAACGAGAAGGCUUUGAAGAGGGCGGUGGCCAGGAUUGGGCCCAUCUCCGUGGGCAUCGAUGCCAGCCUGCCCUCCUUCCAGUUCUACAGCAGGGGCGUGUACUACGACGAGAGCUGCAACGCUGAGAACAUCAACCACGCCGUGCUGGCCGUGGGCUACGGGGCACAGAAGGGCACCAAGCACUGGAUCAUCAAGAACAGCUGGGGCGAGGAAUGGGGCAACAAGGGCUACGUCCUCCUGGCCCGCAACAUGAACAACGCCUGUGGUGUGGCCAACCUGGCCAGCUUCCCCAAGAUGUGACCCAGCCCUUCCCUUCCCACUGCCCUGCCCUCCAGCUUGGCCUCUUCCCUCCCAGCCUCAAAGGUGACGGUGCUCCCGGGGGGAAUUCUUUGUCUCCGUGAGAAAUUUCCCUUGGGAAGGGGGAGACACCCCCUCUUCACCACAGGGAAUGGGGGAUGAGUCCCCUCAACUCUUUUUUUUUCCACACUUUGCCAUGCUGGCUUCUGCCUUGCCAUGGACUGUGCUUGGCCUGAUGUGUGGAGGCCAAUCCAGCCAGACAUGCUUCAGGAACAGGUUCCACUCCAGCCUCUGCCUCAGGGGUGGAGGUGGAAUAUUCCCAGUGGAGAGCACAGAUCCCUCUCCCUCCACCCUGUAUCCCGGUGGAGGCUGCUGAGAAUGAUAUGACUUUAUUUUUCAACUAAAAUUGGGAAUAAGG
Messenger RNA from Passer montanus (Eurasian tree sparrow), 1766 nucleotides. It is a transcript of the gene CTSK, whose product is annotated as cathepsin K. Lineage: Eukaryota; Metazoa; Chordata; Aves; Passeriformes; Passeridae. Gene Ontology annotation, cellular component: lysosome. Gene Ontology annotation, biological process: immune response. Gene Ontology annotation, molecular function: cysteine-type endopeptidase activity. The record is from RefSeq and is a predicted model, not a curated record.